Molecule: messenger RNA, 555 nt
Organism: Ustilago hordei
Lineage: Eukaryota; Fungi; Basidiomycota; Ustilaginomycetes; Ustilaginales; Ustilaginaceae
Exons: 2
Coding region: 1-555 (184 amino acids)
Biological process (GO): chromatin remodeling
Cellular component (GO): Ino80 complex
Source: RefSeq, a predicted model, not a curated record
AUGACAAAGAUGUCUUCCAAUCUGUCGAGACGAAAUAAAAGCUUAAAGCAGAUCUUGCAGUCAGAGAGGGAAGCGGAGAUGAGAGCGGCAGGACAAAAAUUUAAAGAGAGGAAAAGAAAGGAAGCUAUGCCUCAAAGAAGUAGGUUAGUAGGGGCGGCAUUGCAGGCGGUAGCGAGGAGAGAGGAAAGGGAGAGAUUGGCCAAGGAGGCAAAGAAGGCUGUGGCUGGCCAAGAUGGGCAAGAAGAGGUGAAGAAAGAAGAAGCGGUGGAUGUGGAGAUGAAAGAGAAGCAAGCCGAGGGUGAGGCGGAUGGAGUGGAGGAGGAGAAUGAGGGUGAGAAAAGGGAUCUUCCCAGUUAUUCAUCGGUGGAAGCACCACCAAGUCUUCGACCAGCGAAAAAGUAUUGCGAUGUUACGGGUUUGAUCGCUCCCUACACCGACCCGAAAUCAGGAUUGAGGUAUCACUCAGUGCAAGUAUACGAGAUUAUCAAACAGUUCGGCCCUGGCGUUGAUAAUGCUUACCUUUCGCUUCGUGGAGAUGGCUCACAGAUCAAGUAG